AAAUAUCGCGAUUGAAUGAUUCGCUAAAUCUUGGAUGCAUGUAUUAGUAAAAUAGACAAGUAGGCAGUGCUGAUGUGCAGCCUGGGUGCGCACAGAAGCCUCUGUGGUUAUCUGGCUUCAGUGAUAAUUUCUAAAGUAAAGGUAGACCAGUUUCAGGAGUUAGUUACCUCACAUCAGGGGCGGCAGCCAGCCAACACGGAGUCUCCGCUCUCAUGUUACCACCGCAGUGUGGACGCGCUCUCUCUCUAAAUGAAGAUGUUUAGGAUCCGAUACGAAGACGGAUAGAGCUACGAACAGCUUAGACGUCCCUGCAUCGAAAGCAUAAGAGAUCGCAGGCAUUUAUUUUACUUCUCCUUUUUAAGGCGAAGCAGCUCCCGUGGCAAUGGAAGAGACACUUAGGCUGCUGUAAAGUUGCUGAUGACUCGUGGCAACAAUGUUGCAGUUAUGGUCGGUCUUCGUCGCCGUUGCCAUGCUGGCCGUGCAGCUUUGCAUUGGUGACAAAUCCUGCGUCAUCAGAUCCAGUACUGAAUCUGUAGUGCAGCUAGGCUCCAGCUUUGAGGUGUUCUGUAUCUUUAACCUGAAGUGUACGAGUUCCAUGUACAGCGGCCAAGGUCCCACAAAGCAGAAACACAAACCACUGAAUUCUACAACCAUAAAUUUUAAGGUGGUGAACAUAACAGAGAACAGGACAUACAGCUGUCACUGUGAGAACCGUAAAGAUCUGGACCCCUGUGGACUUGACAUCUCAGCUGGAUACCUACCAGAUCGCCCUAAAAACAUUUCAUGCAUCUACAAAAUAGUAAAGAAUGAAAGUGGAGUUGUGGUCUGCAUUUGGAACAGAGGACGGGACACUAAUCUUCGAAACAGUUCAGCGCUUUGGGUGAAGGGGGUCUCUGGAAAUCACUCAGAUGGAUCAACGCCAUACAAAGUCUCCAAUAAGGGAACCGAGUUGCUGUCGGUGAACUUCACUGUCUCCAGAUCAGUCGAGCUCAUCUCAGUGUGGGUUCAAACUGAAAAUCCACUGGGUUCUGCACAAUCGUCCAUCAUUAACUACACACUCAGUAAAAUUGCGAUGCCGUCGACUCCCGUUCUCGGCAAGCCAGAGUGCUACUCCCGGAAGUGCAUCAUGAAAGUGGAGCAGUCUGUGAGGACUCAGCACCUGGAGGUCCAGUACAGGGCAGAAAAGCAGACAUGGACAACUUAUCAGGACUCAGUUGUGCAGAUGAAUUCCUCCCACUGGUCCAUCUCUUCUCUGGAGCCCUAUAGGUUGUACCAUUUCAGGGCCAGAUCUAAAUUCAGCACCGGCCUGUGGAGUGAGUGGAGCACAAACAUUUGCGCAUGGACUCAAGAGGAACCCCCUGCCAAAGAGCUGGAUGUGUGGCUUGCAUCUGAUUUUAAACACAUGAAAGUUUACUGGAAGGAGGCGAACGUUUCCGUCUCUAGAGGGAAGAUCCUAGGAUAUGAACUCAGCAUUUCUAGCUCUAGUGUCAUCACUAACGUCAGUGCCAAUGAAAGGAGUUGUCUAGUUGAACUUUGUGCCAGCUGUGAUGUGACAGUGAGGGCUCGCAACUCCAAAGGGCUGUCCCCUCCUGCGAGAGUAACAACCCGCCGUACUGAAGCCAAACCCCCUAACAACUUACAAGUAACAGCCAACAACUCCAAUAUCACCAUCUCCUGGACAAAACCUGAAACUGCACCGCCACCCACCGCAUAUGUAGUGGAGUGGUACCCAGAUGGCAACAAGUUGGAGGAGCUCAGAUGGGUCAGGCUGGGCGAGAACGAAAACCACGCUGUCAUUUCAGAUGUCCAGCCAUUUGAGUGCUAUGACGGAGCGGUGUAUGUGCUCUAUAAUGAGAGCUCUAUUAGUUGGAAAUUUAAAGGUGUUGCCACUUUGGAGUCAGCUCCGGUAGCCGGCCCACGUGUCCAAGAGAAGGUUGAGGGAAGAAACAACGUCAACAUUACCUGGAGUGAGCUUGACAGGAGUCAGCGAAGGGGCUGCAUUACCAAGUAUACUAUCUAUUUGGAGACCACAGAGAACUCUAAAAACUACUCAACACCAGGAUCAGAGAGGACGUAUAUAAUUAAGGACCUGCCUCCAGCAGAGUACAGAUUGUGGAUUAGUGCUUCAACAGCUGUAGGAGAAGGCCCUGCAGGUCAAAAGAUCAAGUUCUUCAUUACACAGGACGCCCAAGCAUUCCUCCUACCAGCGUUUAUUAUCGGCACUGUGAUUGUGGUGAUUCUUCUGUGUUUGUGCCACAACUCAACAGUAAAGCAAAGGUCUUGGGAGCUUUGCCAGUACUUCAUGCUAGAUGUUGUGCCAGAUCCUGCAAACAGCAAGUGGGCCAAAGAGUAUACCCAAGACAAGGGCAACAUGAACCUGCCGCUCCCACCAUGCAGCUCCAGUGAACCCAGGGAGGAAGAAAAGCUCAUCCUGGUGAAUGUGGAGGAGCUACCCAAGCAGAACAGUGAAUCUAGAAAACCAAUCUUGCGUAUGUCUCCUUCAACCAGACUGAGCUCUGAGACUGAGCCAGAGUCGGUCAUUCCAACCACCUACAUUAAGAGUUUGUCCCACGACUCAGACAGCUCUGAUCACACGCACACGUCUCUGGACACAACUGUUGAUUAUAUUUCAUCACACGAGCCCGGAAAUUUGGACGAGGAAGAUGAUGAGGAGAAAUGUGGAGAGUUUCUGGACAUGCCUUUCAUUUCCAAUCAAAACAUCUUCAUAGAGCCGCUGGUGUUUGGAGGGAAGCUGACUCUGGAUGCAGUGAAAAUUGACUGCAGUGACUUCUUUCAGAACGCUUAGUAAAACUGAAAGCAAAUGAAAGCUGUUUUUAGAGGAAGAAUGCUGAUAAGCCAACAGCCCAGAAACAAAGAACUGCAUGAACUACCUCCAUGCUCACUGAAACCAGAGAACCUUUGCUUAAGUCUGAGCUUCAGUUAUGCAGUAACAAUUUUAAACCUAAAGGGUAUUCUUAUCAUGUCAUGCAUUACAAUUGUUUUCUCUCCAAAAUGGCAAUGGACACACUAAUAGCUUGACUACAAUUAACAGGACAGACUUGCAAGAGAUAUUGUCAUUUCUGAUCUGGCUGAAGAAAUUUCCUAAUCAGACUUGUCAUAGAAAGAGAAGCAGAGGGAUUACUUAGUUCCUGACGCAAAAAUAGAAUUCAGACAUCAUCUGCUUUUCUGUUGGUGCUUUUCCUGCUAUGACAUGUAGACAUGUCCUCUCCUUUGUAAAAGAUCAUCCCAAAUGCAUACUCUGUUAUAGCCUUGACUAUCCUGUGCAUAUGCAUUUAUCCUACCUCAGUCUUAGCUCAUCUACAAAAGGAGGAAGUUAAACUGGACCAUUUAGAACUAACUGCAACUUUUUAAUUUGAGACAAAUCCAACACCCCAGCAGUGUUGAGAGACAAUAGCUAAUAUUAGCCUGACAACAUCACACAAAGCCAGUAAAACCAUGCUGAUGUUUAUAGAAUAUGAUUACUACACUCAACAAACACUUCAUUAGAAUAUCUGUAUAUCUGCUUGUUUGUGCAGUUAUGGAAACAGCCAGUCAACUUGGUACAGCAUACACUCCUGCAGAUAAACAUUCAGGAGUUUCAGAAUGAGAAAAGUAUGAUCUUUGAGACCAAGUAUGAUUCUCUGUUUCAGGUUUUCAGUUUACUCUAAUACCAAAAAAUCAGGAGAAAAGCUUUAUCUUAUCUCUGAUAAGCCCUCUUUCCAGCUGCACUGAGCAGAAAACCAUCUUAGACCUGUCGAGUUUCCACAUCAGGAAUCACUUCUGUUGGCUGAAAACAGAAAUCUGAAACUGCAGCCAGCACAGGCUCACCAACACUGGUAAACACAGUCUGCACUGACGAUUAUUCACAUCUGCUGAGGCAACACUUGUAGGAUUCAUGUUCCCAGCUUGCUUUGAGUCAAACAUCUGACAACAGUUGUGUAAUGACUUUGGACCCUGCAAUCAUCUCAGGACUUUAUGGUGUGCAUCUUUUUCUGGUCACAAUUUUCUACUUUUAAUGCUAAAUUCAACAUGUUACAAAGCAGAAGUUACCUUUAAUUGUUUAAUUAACGUGAUAAAUUUAGCGGCCUCCCCAGUCCCCAGAUCUACAUCCAGUAGAACACUACUGGCUCAUUAAGAACAGGCAAAUAAUAGCAAGAAUAUGUAUCUGAUUAAUAUAAAAAUAAUGUGAUGCAUUUCUAUCAAAAGGGGCAGAAACAAAAAAAGGGAUACUUGGUGUGUACAUAUAACAUCCACAUUUAUCAGUUCUAUCUUAAUACAAAUGACAAUUACCACUGAACACAAAGUGCCGCUGAAUCAGAUACAUUUUGCAAAGAUGUGACAGAUGCCAUCAGCAAUAAAGUCUUUAAAGCCACAAACAUGAACUUCAUGACAGGGUGAAAGAAAGUCAAAGCAAAUAUAUUUGGAUGUGGAUAUAUUUCAGUCUGAACUGAGUGACGUUGUCAUCGGUUGUUCCAGGGCUGGCAUAGCAAAAAAACAAAAAAACACAAAAAAAGUAAAAUCUGUUGAAUGUACAGUGCUAUUCUUUUAUGUUUUUCAAAACAAUCUUGUGUUUUGAGCGACCUCUUUGAUGAUUUUGCACCCUUUGACUAUGACUGUCUUUAUAUGGGAAUCGGCGUAGCUCAUAAAUAUAUACUUAAUUUACUUAGAUGUCAAUACCAAUAAAUGAGUUCAUCAUUCAGA
This is a messenger RNA of Oreochromis niloticus (Nile tilapia), 4701 nucleotides long. It is a transcript of the gene il12rb2, whose product is annotated as interleukin 12 receptor, beta 2a. Bases 434 to 2806 code for a protein of 790 amino acids. The transcript has 16 exons. The record is from RefSeq and is a predicted model, not a curated record. Gene Ontology annotation, molecular function: protein binding; cytokine receptor activity. NCBI's taxonomy places the organism in Eukaryota, Metazoa, Chordata, Actinopteri, Cichliformes, Cichlidae. Gene Ontology annotation, cellular component: membrane.